Molecule: messenger RNA, 201 nt
Organism: Sclerotinia borealis F-4128
Lineage: Eukaryota; Fungi; Ascomycota; Leotiomycetes; Helotiales; Sclerotiniaceae
Source: the annotation of a GenBank genome assembly
AUGUAUGUAUGUAUGGAGGGGAGAGGAGGGGAGGGGAGAGGAGAGGAGAGGAGGGGAGAGGAGAGGAGGGGAGAGGAGAGGAGAGGAGGGGAGAGGAGAGGAGAGGAGAGGAGAGGAGAGGAGAGGAGAGGAGAGGAUUUGAGAAGAGGGGAUGAUGAUAGGAGAGGGGAUGGGGAGAGGAGAUGGAAUGAAGAAGGAUAA